This is a messenger RNA of Xenopus tropicalis (tropical clawed frog), 4352 nucleotides long. RefSeq names its product exocyst complex component 1 (gene exoc1). Lineage: Eukaryota; Metazoa; Chordata; Amphibia; Anura; Pipidae. The record is from RefSeq and is a predicted model, not a curated record. The coding region runs from base 131 to 2797 and encodes 888 amino acids. The transcript has 19 exons. Gene Ontology annotation, biological process: exocytosis. Gene Ontology annotation, cellular component: exocyst; perinuclear region of cytoplasm; plasma membrane.
CUCUGCGCUUUACGUGCAGUCGUGACGCUAAUCUCGCGUGAUGAGACUUGUGGCGGGAUUUCCUGUGUGACAGGAGGCUGGGAUCCUGCAGCUAUUUAUAUCUAUGAUAUGAAAUAAGAAUUGGAUAAAAAUGACAGCCAUCAAGCACGCUCUGCAAAGGGAUAUUUUUACUCCUAAUGAUGAACGGCUGCUGAGUAUUGUAAAUGUGUGCAAGGCAGGAAAGAAAAAGAAAAACUGCUUCCUGUGUGCUACAGUAACGACAGAACGUCCUGUGCAUGUAAAAGUGGUGAAAGUGAAGAAAUCUGAUAAAGGAGAUUUCUAUAAAACGCAAACAGUCUGGCUGCUUCGAGACCUUGCUGUUGUUGAUGCUAAAGAUGCCGUUAAGGAAAACCCUGAUUUUGAUUUGCAUUUUGACAAAGUGUACAAAUGGGUAGCAAGCAGCAUUGCUGAGAAGAAUGCAUUCAUUUCUUGCCUCUGGAAGCUGAAUCAAAGAUAUCUGCGGAAGAAAAUUGACUUUGCCAAUGUAAGCUCCCAGCUAUUGGAAGAAUCUGUCCCUAGUGGGGAAAACCAGAGUGUGACUGGGGGAGAUGAAGAAGCAGCAGCUGAGUACCAGGAGCUAAAUGCCAGAGAGAAGCAAGACAUUGAGAUUAUGAUGGAGGGCUGUGAAUAUGCCAUCUCCAAUGCAGAGGCUUUUGCAGAGAAAUUAUCCAGAGAGCUUCAGGUUUUGGAUGGGGCAAAUAUACAGUCAAUAAUGGCUUCAGAAAAACAAGUCAAUAUCCUCAUGCAGCUGCUGGAUGAAGCCCUUAAGGAGGUGGAUCAGAUUGAAGGGAAACUGAGCAGCUAUGAGGAAAUGCUACAGAGUGUGAAGGAACAAAUGGAUCAGAUCUCUGAGAGUAACCAUCUUAUUGAGCUCAGCAAGACCAACAGUGACACUCUCCUGAGUGAGAUUGAAUUCCUUGUUAACCACAUGGAUUUAUCUAAAGGCCACAUUAAAGCUCUCCAAGAAGCAGAUCUUUCUUCAUCUCGAGGGAUUGAGGCUUGUACUAACGCAGCAGAGGCUCUCUUACAGUGUAUGAAUGUGACUCUUCAUCCUGGACACAAAAUGCUUCAGGCUGUUCAGCAGCAACAGCAGCUUUUCAGUGACCUACGGGAACAGUUUGCACGGAGACUGGCCAGCCACUUGAAUAAUGUCUUUGUCCAGCAGGGUCAUGAUCAAAGUUCCACUCUUUCUGCUGAAAUGACUUUACCAAAUCACCAUCCUUUUCACCGGGACCUGCUACGUUAUGCCAAGUUAAUGGAGUGGCUGAAAAAUACAGAGUAUGUUCGAUAUGAGGGACUCACAAAGAAUUACAUGGAUUACAUUGUACGACUGUAUGAGAGAGAAAUCAGAGACUUUUUUGAGGUGGCCCGAAACAAAAUGACUGGAGCAACUAAGGAGGGGAAGAAGUUUGCUACGCUACCUCGAAAGGAAACUGCUGUCAAACAAGAAACAGAGAGUCUCCAUGGAAGUUCUGGGAAAUUAACAGGAUCCACAUCAAGUCUCAAUAAGCUAUCUGUCCAGAGCACUGGGAGCCGCAGGUCUCAGUCUUCAUCGCUGCUGGACAUGGGCAACAUGUCUGCUUCUGACCUGGAUGUAGCCGAUAGAACUAAAUUUGAUAAGAUCUUUGAACAGGUAUUAAGUGAACUGGAGCCACUAUGUCUGGCAGAACAAGACUUCAUCAGUAAAUUCUUUAACCUUUCUCAGCACCAGAAUAUGUCUAGAACUCCAAUGGGCGAAACAGACGAGUCAGAUGGAGGAGUUUCCUCUCGAACCCAAAACACCGGAGCACAGUCAGAAAAAGAAAUGAUUAGACAGAUGAUGAAUUACAUUUUCCGCUGCAUUGAGCCUGAACUGAACAGCCUUAUUGCCUUAGGUGACAAGAUCGACAGCUUUAAUUCAUUGUACAUGCUGGUUAAAAUGAGCCACCAUGUAUGGACUGCAGAGAAUGUAGACUCAGCCUCUUUUCUCAGCACUACAUUAGGCAAUGUCCUUGUCACCGUGAAGCGGAACUUUGAUAAGUGCAUAAUUAAUCAGAUCAAGCAAAUGGAGGAAGUAAAGGUUUCGAAGAAAAGCAAAGUUGGCAUCCUUCCAUUCGUUUCAGGGUUUGAGGAAUUUGCUGAGCUUGCAGAAUCAAUCUUUCGAGUAGCAGAGAGACGGGGAGACCUGGAUAAAGCUUACACAAAACUUAUCAAGGGUGUUUUUAUAAAUGUUGAGAAAGUAGCUAAUGAAAGCCAGAAGACGCCUAGGGACGUGGUCAUGAUGGAAAACUUCCACCAUAUUUUUGCCACCCUUUCUCGAUUAAAGAUAUCAUGUCUGGAAGCAGAGAAGAGAGAAGCUAAACAGAAAUAUGGUGACCACUUGCAGUCAUACGUCAUAGUUUCUCUUGGACAUCCACUGGAAAAACUAAAUAUUUUCUUUGAAGGUGUCAAAGCUCGAGUUGCCCAGGGUAUUGGGUAUGAUGAAGUGAGCUACCAGUUAGCAUUCAGUAAGCAAGAGCUUCGAAAAGUCAUAAAGGAUUAUCCAGGCAAGGAAGUAAAGAAAGGGCUGGAGAACUUGUACCGAAAGGUUGACAAACAUCUCUGUGAAGAGGAGAACUUGCUACAGGUGGUGUGGCAUUCCAUGCAGGAUGAAUUUAUCCGCCAGUACAAGCACUUUGAAGGUCUGAUUGAGAAAUGCUACACAGGAGUUGGAAUCACUAUGGAGUUUUCAAUUCAAGAAAUCCUGGAAUAUUUUUCUAGUAUUGCACAGUCCCAUUAGUGGCAGUUUUGCCAAACAUGUUACAUUGAACUGCACUUUAUGUACUGUUUGUCUAAACAAACAGCUGAAGGCAAUGAAUUAAGCUUUGCUGAUCUUAUUCAGGGCUGUGCUCCUUCAGUGACCGAUCCAACUGCAGCUGUUCAGUUGUGAACUUAUGUAGACUAUACUGCUCUUUUAACCUCAGUAUUUUUCUGUGUAGCUGAAGGUGGUAUACUGUACUGUAAUGAGCACUGGAAAGGACUGCACAGGUUCUAUUUCCUUUACAGAAAAGACACUGCAUUAUAACUGCCUUACUACUUCUAAAAUUCUUCUACAUGUCUCCAGUUUUAGGGCAUUGAAAAAAAUCUGAAUUUUGGAGAAAGAAUCUGAAUAUUUUUUAAGAUUCUGAAUGACUGAGCCAAGCCCUCCUAAAAGAGUAGUUCACCAUAAAAUGGACAAAUGGACUAAUUUUCAAUUGGUCUUUAUUUUUGUUUUGCAUAGUUUUUGAAUUAUUUGUGGCUUUCUUAUUUCUGACUUUAAAAUGGGAGUCACUGACCUGGCAGCCAAAAAACUAUUGCUCAUUGAGGCCACAAUUUUAUUAUGUUAUUUUUACUUGUUAAUUAUCUUUCUAUGUAAGUCCUCUUCUAUUCAUUCUCUCAUUUAAGCUACUGCCUAGUUGCUAGGGUAAUUUAGAACCUAUCAACCAGAAAGGUGCUGAAAUUCCAAACUGGAUAGUUGCUGAACAAAAAGCUAAAUAAUAACUCAAACACCACAAAUAAAAUAACAAUGAAGACCAGAUGCAGAUUGUCUCAGAAUAUCACUCUGUACAUCAUACUAAAAGUUCAUUUUAAGGUGAACAAUCCAUUUAAAUAAGGUGUUAUGUUUAGUUCCCUAGUCUUGUUUAUAUUAUAUUUACUGCAUGUAUGUCAAGGCAAAAGCCACUGUAAAUAAUAAUUAAUUUUGUAUUAGAGCAGUUUUGUCCUACCAUUUCCCAUAAAGUGGGACAAUUAUCUAAAUUAACCCAUAUUUGCAGGCCAGAUCAUAUUAAUGAUUAUAUGCCAUUAAAGAAAUAUUCUGCAGCCCUUGUGCUGUUUUCCUGCCGUUUACGAUCGUUCGGAUAUGAAAAUUUCGUGACUUUCGGAUCACCAUAUUAUCGUGACUAUUGUGAUUUCUUCGUAAGCAUAUUCGUGGUAUUUCCGAUCAUCAGAAAUUAUCGUAUUUAAUCUGAAUUUUACCCAUUUCGGGAUUCUAACUUGUACUUUGAUGAAUGUGCCCCUAUGUUUAGCUAAAUAUUUAUAGGUGAAUACGUAUAAUAUAAAUCAUUAUAGGAAAAAGCAUUUUGUGCUACCCGUAGCACUUACUCGUUGGCAGACCCUCACAUCACAUUACAGAAACCUUAUAAAUAUUUUAAAGUUCUAAUCAAUGAGGAAACUGAAUGGAUCGGAAGCCAUUUUGAAUUCCUGAAUUGGCCAAUCUGAAAAAAAACUCAGUUAACCAAUCCAGAGUACCUGUCUAGUUACCCCUAGCAACCAAUCAUUGUUUUCAUUCUUUAAACAUUAAAUACAUUGUUCAGUCA